Messenger RNA from Onychomys torridus (southern grasshopper mouse), 5279 nucleotides. It is a transcript of the gene Znf282, whose product is annotated as zinc finger protein 282. Bases 256 to 2259 code for a protein of 667 amino acids. Gene Ontology annotation, biological process: regulation of DNA-templated transcription. The transcript has 8 exons. Lineage: Eukaryota; Metazoa; Chordata; Mammalia; Rodentia; Cricetidae. The record is from RefSeq and is a predicted model, not a curated record.
UCGCCGCCACAUCUCCUCUUUGGGGGGCGGCGGUGGCCCCCAGCCUGGAGUGGCCCCGGCCAGCCCUGCAGGCGGGCAGGAGCUCCAAGGCCAUUGGCUGGCGCGCCGGCUGCGAGGGGCGGGGAGCGCCACCAAAGGGGACUGUUUGCUCCUACGGGCUGUAGAUGGAGCUGUCCGGCCCCGGCAAGGGGGAAGGCGCCUGGAAAACGUUCUUCUUCUCCCUGGCCGGCCCGAGCGGGGAACAGCACUCCCAGGAUGCAGUUUGUGUCAACACGGCCGCAGCCUCAGCAGCUGGGCAUCCAGGGCCUGGGGCUGGACAGCGGGAGCUGGAGCUGGGCCCAGGCUCUGCCCCCGGAGGAGGUCUGCCACCAGGAGCCGGCGCUGCGUGCGGAAAUGGCCGAGGGAAUGCCGCCCAUGCAGGCUCAAGAAUGGGACAUGGAUGCCAGGCGACCCAUGCCUUUCCAGUUCCCGCCCUUCCCAGAUAGGGCUCCUGUCUUUCCUGACCGCAUGAUGCGUGAACCCCAGCUGCCCACAGCAGAGAUCUCACUCUGGACCGUGGUGGCUGCCAUUCAGGCUGUAGAGAGGAAGGUGGAUGCCCAGGCUAGCCAGCUGCUCAACCUGGAGGGACGCACAGGAACAGCAGAGAAGAAGCUGGCUGAUUGCGAGAAGACAGCUGUGGAGUUUGGUAACCAUAUGGAGAGCAAGUGGGCCGUGCUGGGGACCCUGCUGCAGGAGUAUGGGCUGCUGCAGCGGCGCCUGGAGAACCUGGAGAACCUGCUGCGCAACCGGAACUUCUGGGUCCUACGGCUGCCCCCGGGCAGCAAGGGAGAGGCCCCCAAGGUCCCGGUGACCUUCGUGGACAUUGCUGUCUACUUCUCGGAGGACGAGUGGAAGAACUUGGAUGAGUGGCAGAAGGAGCUCUACAGCAAUCUGGUGAAGGAGAACUACAAAACCCUCAUGUCCCUGGACACGGAUGGCCCGGUGUCCAAGCCUGAUGCUCCAGUCCAGGCAGAACCCAGGGAAGAGCCUUGUGUGUGGGAGCAGCAGCAUCCUGAAGAGAGAGAAAUCCCAGUGGCUACAGACACAGGAACAGAACCCCUGGUGCCUGCACAGGACAUGUCCUCCCAGGUGAAGCGUGAGGAAGCCUUGUGUGUCCGGGGCCAGAGGAGCCUGGAAGAAAGAGCCAUCCCCACAGAAUCCAUCACUGGAGACUCCCCCAUCUCCGCCCAGGACCUCUUGUCCCGGAUUAAGCAAGAGGAACAGCAGUGUGUGUGGGACCAGCAGGACUUGGCAGAGAGAGACAUCCCUACAGACCCCAACUCAGACUCUCUCAUCUCAGCACAUGACAUUUUGUCCUGGAUCAAGCAGGAAGAGCAGCCGUACCCAUGGGGCCCACGUGACUCAGUGGAAGGAGAGCUGGGACUAGACUCCGGCCCAAGUGACAGCCUGUUGCUGGUGAAGAACCCACCCCCAGCUUCUGCGCAGCCCCAACCCCAGCCUCCCCAGCAGAGCCUGCCCGCCUUGGCGGUGCCGGAGAACCCUGGAGGCCCCGGGAGCCGCAGCCUGCUGGAGGACGGCUUCCCCGCGCUUCCCGGGGAGCGCAGUACUGGAGGCGAGACUCAGCCCAGCGGCGAAGGCAGCGCGGGGGGCGGCGGCGGCGGCGGCCCUGGCCCUGGCCCUGGCCCUGGUGCGGGUAGUGGCAGCGGUACCGGUGCAAGCACGGGCAGUGGCUGCGGCAGCUGCUGCCCGGGCGGCCUGCGGCGGAGCCUCCUGGCUCACGGCGCGCGCAGCAAGCCCUACUCUUGCCUGGAGUGCGGCAAGACCUUCGGCGUGCGCAAGAGCCUCAUCAUCCACCACCGCAGCCACACCAAGGAACGGCCCUACGAGUGCGCUGAGUGCGAGAAGAGCUUCAACUGCCACUCGGGCCUCAUCCGCCACCAGAUGACACACCGUGGCGAGCGGCCCUACAAGUGCUCCGAGUGCGAGAAGACCUACAGCCGCAAGGAGCACCUGCAGAACCACCAGCGGCUGCACACGGGGGAGCGGCCCUUCCAGUGCGCGCUCUGUGGCAAGAGCUUCAUCCGCAAGCAGAACCUGCUAAAGCACCAGCGCAUCCACACGGGCGAGCGGCCCUACACGUGUGGCGAGUGUGGCAAGAGCUUCCGCUACAAGGAGUCACUCAAGGACCACCUGCGCGUGCACAACGGCCCUGGCCUGGGGGCCCCGCGGCCGCUCCAGGUGCCGCCAGAGCGAGACUAGGGUUGGGCUGGGGGGCGGGGAGGACCGGACUGAAGUUGGGGCGGGCCCGGGUUCCUGAGGACCAACCCUCCUGCCCCACAGUGCUCAGCGCACCUCCCCGCCCUCUCCCCACCUCCUGCUGGAAAUCGGCACAGGAAUUGCACUCCAGACAGGGUAUUCCAAAGGGUGGACCUGGGUACCCCAGUACUGUCCAACCCUCGUGGACAGUCCUGCUCAUCUCAUAGGGUGGACCCAGUGGCCAGGGAAGGUUCCAGAGGGACAGCAAGGCGGUAGGGAUCGGUGGGACACUCCUCGAACUUCCUAGUGUGUCCACUGGCCGCCGGGGCCACAGAUUCUGAUCAGGGAAAGUGACCAGGGAGUCUCAAAACCCUUCUGAAAUAAGGAAAUUCCAUCCAUCCUAAGGUGAGGAGACGCCCUGAAAAAGAAAGAUGCAAUGGGAAACUGAGGGUGCGCUAAGGGGGACAUUCUCGUGACAACACUGCCUCGCGCUCUAACAGCGCUUUGUACUUUUUUAAAAAGUGUUUUCUAUCCGUUAUCUAUUUACACCCUUAGCUUAUCCCUUCCAGAUAGGUGGGGUAGGAUUUUCCCGAUGUGGUGAGUGAGGAAAGUGAGACACAGGUGAGGUAGUUGUUGAGCAAGACCACGGGAGAACAGUGUGGCCCAACAGCACUGGCGCCCAGCCCAGUGCUGUGUCCCCACCGCACACACUGCCUACCUCUGUCGGUCUCCGACCGCUCUCACCUGGCCUUCCUGGUCUCUUUCCUCUCUCCCUUCCCUCCUCGGAUCCCCCAAAUUCUCUCAGAAGCAACAGGGCCAACUCCUGGGGUUACUGGGAACGGGGAACUGAUUGGCUGUAAAAUGUCUAGGCUUGUUCUUGGGAAGGCUCUUUCUUCCUUGACAUGAGCCUGGGCCCCCAGCCUGUCUUUCCCAAUUCUUAUCAUUCAGUCAGGUGCAGCAGCAGCUUUUCACUGCACAGUUAAGGCCAGGCCCUCCAGAGGCAGCUGGUGCCCUGGAUCAGACCUCACCCUGAUGAUUUACUCCAGCUUCCCAGGGCACAGGGUGAGGAAAGACCGGCUGCCAGAGUAACCACCAAGGAAUGAGACUCUGCCCCAGAGGGCUGGGCAAGUGGGUGCUAGAGCCUGAGCUCUCUCCUGCCCUGGGCAUCCCAGUUGGUGCUAUCUGUUAACUGAUUGUGCUCAUGGACAUGGACACAGACCUACUAUGCUCUGACCCUGCAGGCGUCUUGGGAAGCGCCCAAAGGACUCCUUUUCAUGUUGGUGCAUCGCUCCAUGGCUCCCAGCACCGCAGCCUGGGGGGCCAGUCUCCAUUUCAGCAUCUUGCAUGGCCAGGCACUGGGGUGGGGUGCCGUGCCCCAGGACCCUUGUUUGUGUCAAAAAUGGCUUUCCUGCUCCUCUUGUGGAUCCUGUUUCUCUCCCAGCUAGGGAGCGUGGUGGUGCCAGCAUUUCCUGGCAGCACCUUCGUGAGCGCUCUGCUUCUGUCCUGCUCAUCUGCGCUGCUCCGCUUUCCUCAGACCCCUUUUUGCCGUGCAAAGGGAAUUCUUGAAAUUAAAUAAAAGGUAUCCAGAUUGCAGACUGCAUGUUCCCAAAGCUGGGGGUCCUCCAGCAUGGCAUCCUACAGCAGACCUCAGUGAACUGCAGCCCAAUAAGCUGGGAUUUCUUCACUCAGCUUUUUGAAGGAGGCUGAUCUUAGGAAAACAAGUUAUCUUGAAAUAUGUGCAAGGGAGGGUUCAGUGGAGUUCCGGUAGAGUAGGAGGGGCCUCCAGUUCAGGGAUUGUUUGGGAGGGGACAAUAUACUACUUUUCAAAAGCAUAACAAAGACAAUAAUUCAUCAUCUAAAUCACGGAAAGUAAGAUCCAAAUAUUUUUGACUGCCGGAAGUGUGGGGGGGAGGGGUAAUAGCUACUGAGACAUAAGUUUGAAACAUUUAAUACAGUUUGAGUUCAUUUUACCCCUAAGAAGCUGAUUCCCAAAGAGGUAUGUUGAUGGAGCUAUUGACAGCCAAGGCUCUGGAGCCCAGUUUGGUGGGUCCUACCACCCUCCACUACACUCUGAAUGGCUUUUGUUAGCAUGGCCCCCUUUCUGAUGUGAGUGCUAGGAACCAAAUCCAGAUCUUCUGCAAAAAUAGCAAGAACCCAUCUCUCCAGCCCCAGAUAUGUGUGUGUGUGUGUGUGUGUGUGUGUGUGUGUGUGUGUGUGUGCUCGAGCGCGCGCUUAAAGUCUUAAAUAGUGAAAAGUGCGGGGAGAGACCCGGAAAGAUGAAAACAUCCAGCGCUCAGAGCUGCUUCUAGAUCCUUCAGAACCUGUGUUCAUUGUCCAGACAGCUGACUCCUGGUUUGCAGCAUUUCUCUGCACUGCCACCACACACUCUGGGUACAGAGCCUUGCAAAGGCUGCUUCUCAAAAGUACAGAGACAAGGAAGGGACCUGGGGAGCCAUAAAAGUAGUAUUCACUCUGACAGACCAAAGAUGGAUUCCAGCCAGUGCAGUUGGUGAGUGGGUUUACUGAAGUAAUUACAGAAGCAUGGAUAGCCAGGCGGCAGCAGCACUGAAGAGUUACCUCCACCCCCCACCCAGUGCAGUUUUCUACCUCUUACACACAUUAGCAUGUCUAAGAUUGUAUACACUGGGCAGGGGGAGGGCCAACCAAGUCCUCUGGUGAGGUCAGCUGUGACCCUUCCCUGUCUUUCCACCAGGGAUAGUCACAGCCUCACUGCCAUUAUCUUAGACCCAGUGGCUGUACUGUUUAUUUUAUUGAGACCGUGGACCAAGAUCUCCUGUAGGCUACCACAGCAGCUCUGCUUCAUGGUGGUGAUGGUCAUGUCUACCUUCCAGAGGACUGCUCUGUGACACUGGUCAGGACCUGAGUCCCUUAACUCUUUUGUUUGUUUGCUAUUUUUGUUUUAUUUUAUUUUUUGAGAUAUCGGAUCUCUUUGUGUAGGCUUGACUAUCCUGGAAAUUGAUCUGUAGACCAGGCUAGUCUCAAAUACAAAGAUCUGUCCGCCU